This is a messenger RNA of Penicillium canescens, 327 nucleotides long. RefSeq lists its product as uncharacterized. Lineage: Eukaryota; Fungi; Ascomycota; Eurotiomycetes; Eurotiales; Aspergillaceae. The transcript has 2 exons. Bases 1 to 327 code for a protein of 108 amino acids. The record is from RefSeq and is a predicted model, not a curated record.
AUGGGCGCCCGCAAUCUCAUCCCCCUCAUCCUCCUCCUGGUCUUCGUUGGCGUCCUCGCCGUGGUCGGCUUCGUCGUCUACAGCAUCGUGCAAGAUGUCGGCAAGAACACGCGUGAGAAGAUGGAGCGCAAGAACAUCGCGUUCACCAAAGACGGCAUGAAGGUGCAAGUAAAAGAGAUCAAGGACGAAGCCUACAAAGAUCGGACCCAAGGUGUUCUGGUCAACAUGUGGAACCACACUUCCUUCCCUGCCUACAAGAGCCGACUUUGGGAUAUGAGUGGCUCCUCUUCUACGGAUCAGAAGAAUGGCGCUGAGAAGCGCAAGUAG